AUGCACCGCUUCUUCAAAUCCGAAUUUUUCAACUUCGAGUUCUUGCGUAUUUUGAGCACCGCACCAUAUGGAGGAUGUGAAAUUGGGGACGCUUUGGUCGUAGCUUCUAGGAUAAAUGACUGUGAUGCAGAGUCAUGGAGUCAAGAGUGGGCAGAUAUGAGUUCCAAAGCGGAAGCUCUGGCAGAGGAGGCGCAAAGCCUUGGAGAUACCUGCGCCGCUCGCGGGGCCUUUUUGAGAGCUGCAAAUUACUCUCGUGCCAGCCAAUACAUGCUCAGCAACUCACACCUGGGGCCAGAUCUACGCGUCCUGCAAAGGCUGGAGAAGAGUAGAGAUCUAUUCAAGAGGGGUAUUGCUCUAUUGGAAAUUGCUACAGCACACCCUCUAUCCAUCCCUUUUAAGAAUGAGGUAGAGCUUCUGGCGUACCUGUACAUCCCAAAUAUGAAUGCCAAGAGACAAAACAGCACGGGUCGAUAUCCGCUUGUCAUCAUCUUGGAUGGGGGCGACUCUACACAAGAGGAAAUGUUUAUUGCGUGUGGCUUGGCUGGGCUCGCCCGUGGAUAUGCUAUCCUCACUUUCGAUGGUCCUGGACAGGGGAUAUUGCUCAAGCGGGACAAGGUUCCCAUGGAACCUGCGUACGAGAAGGUCACUUCGACUGUCUUGGACUACGUCGAGAAAAUGGAAUCGAGCGCUGAGUUGUCGCACUUGAGCGUUGACUUGGACAGAGUAGCGGUUGUCGGGCAUUCUCUAGGCGCGUAUUUCGCACUACGAUCAUGUGUUGAUCUCAGAAUCAAAGCCUGCAUUGCUAUUGAUCCUUCAUACGAUAUGUGGGAUCUACUGGCAUCCCGAAUCCCGGCUUGGCUUAUUGAAGGCUGGUCCGGAGACUAUAUACCGGAUGGGGUUUUGAAUUCUAUCGUAAGGGUACUUCAACGAUUGAAUUUCCAGAUGAGAUGGGAAGUCGAGCAUAUGUUAGCAAUAAUGGGAGCGGAGAGCCCAGCCCAGGCGAUUCGGAAUCUACGAAAGUUUAGCUUGCGUCUUGCGAAAGGUGAGGAAUAUUUGAGCGAGGCUCAGUGCGCGAUUCUAGUAUCUGGUGCGGCGAAAUCAAUGUACUUUGAUCCGACCUCGGACACCAGAAAGGUCUUUGAGGCUCUCGGCCAUCUAGACAUCUCGAGAAAGGAGUGUUGGAUUGCAGAUAGCGUGGAGCAAGGAGGACUAUCAGCAAAGAUUGCGGCAUUCGAGUUAGCGAACCAUCGAAUAUUCACUUGGUGUGACAGGCAUAUUGGGCUAGAGAAGGUGCGAGCUUAG
Molecule: messenger RNA, 1302 nt
Organism: Lindgomyces ingoldianus
Lineage: Eukaryota; Fungi; Ascomycota; Dothideomycetes; Pleosporales; Lindgomycetaceae
Product: prolyl oligopeptidase-like protein
Exons: 1
Coding region: 1-1302 (433 amino acids)
Source: RefSeq, a predicted model, not a curated record